GAUUCCUGCUGUACAAGUGAAGAGCGCAGCUGAUUGGUGCUGGCUGUUGCUGGGGGAGAUUUCCAGCCCUCUGAUUUGUUGUUGGUUUAGUGGCGGGAAGCUGUUCCCCUUUAUAUUUACAGGUUCGGCAGAGCUGGCUCAGAUGUGCCUGAAGAACUGACCAGCGUGGGACAUGGAAGAACUCCUGCAGCAGCUGAUGAAGAGAGCGGGGUCCGCCGGCGGAGAAGAGUGGCUGCGGAGCUGUUUGAAGAUGCCGGCGCCGCUGCUAUCAAGCCCACCUGAAGUGCUGACAUCGCCGCCGAGCUCGUCUGUACCGCCGCUGGGGUCCCCGAUGUUACCGCCGCCGCCGCUGUCUCUGGAGCCGCCGCCGCCAGCUGUUGAAGAAAGUCCGGUGCCAGCAUGGGGAAGCCGUCCGGAGCUGCGCACCACCAGAGGAUCCAGCAGCCGUUUCCGGGAGGAGGAGGCUGCAGCGCUGCCCAGCAAAAGAGCUAGAAGUGCAGGGAGCGCUUGUACUCCUCCCCCGGGGGCGGGGCGUCGGCGCAGCACCAAUCGGAGAAGAGCAGCUUCUCAGAGAGGCCGGCAGUCCUCCAGGAUCAGAGAGUCUGGAAGGCAGAGUGGCAGUUCCUAUACAGAAGCUGUUCUCACUGGUGUGGAACGUCAUCAGGAUGCUGCCACUGAGGAGCUGCAGCAGGAAGUGGAGCAGCAGAUCCUGCAGGAUGAAUUACAGGGGCUGCCUGUUGAGAGGCUCCCACCUCUGCUGGUUGAGCCAUCUCCGGGCCCCCUGGGAAGAUCACCACACCUAUCAUCUGCUGCCUAUGGUCCACGCCAGGAAGGACAGCCAGUGGUUCCUGAGGUUCCGGGAAUUAGCUCCGGAGGCGGAUCUGGAUGGGAGCCCAUGUCCUCAACAUCUGUGGGGCUUGAUUUGGGACUGAUGUCUGAAGCUAUUGAGAGGUCCUUGGCCCCGAGAACAUGGGCAGCUUACUCUGCCGCAUGGCGGGAUUGGUGGUAUUUUUUAAAUGCUUGCUCAAUGGAUAUUAAAGGGGAUGUUUUAAGUUGCGGUGUAUUGUUUGUUACUAGCUUAUUUAAUAGGAAAUUGGCGGCUUCAUCUGUGGCGAAAGUAGUGGCUGGCGUGUCAUUUUUUCAGAAACUGCGGGGUGAGAGGCCGUUAUCUUCCUUUUUUCAGAUUAAGCAGGCUCUGAAGGGUUACAAGAAAGGUAUUGGUAAGUUGGAUGCUAGGAGGCCAAUUUCUAUCUCUUUAUUGGGGCAGCUUUGUAAAGUUUUGUCUGACGUGUGUAGGGACCAGGGUGAAAUAUUGCUUUUUCGUACAGCUUUUGUGUUAGCCUUUUUCGGGGCUUUUAGGAUUAGUGAGUUAGUUGCGGCAAGCCGUAAUAGUGUGUCAGGUUUGGGUUUUUCUGAUGUUAUGGUGAGUAAUGAUAAAGUCGAGAUUCUUGUUAGGAAGUCAAAAACUGAUCAGUAUGGUAGGGGUCAGGUAGUUAGUUUACAUUCUUGGGUGGGUUCUGAAUUUUGUCCGGUUAUAUUGGUAAGGUGUUUGUAUGAGAUGCAUCCCUCUAAGUGUGGUUCCUUUUUAAUGCACCAGGAUUCCUCCCCUCUCACUAAAUUUCAGUUCAGCGCAAUUUUUAAAAAAUGUUUGGGGAAAUUGGGCCUUAGUUCUGCAAAAUUCUCGUCACAUUCUUUUAGGAUAGGUGCUGCGACGGAGGCUGCCAGGUUUGGGCUGGAUGAUUCAGUAGUUAAAAGAAUUGGGAGGUGGGAAUCUAAUAGGUUUAAAAUUUAUGUUAGGCCGAAUUUAAUGCUGCCAGUCUGAAUGCUUUUCUAUUUUUGCAGGAAGUCAGUUUGUGAUUUGGAUUGUGGGACAUUCAUUUGUUUUUUGGGCUCAGAAGCGAGCUGAAAAAAGAAUAUACUCAGAGAAUUUGUCGUUUAAUACAUCUGAAGUUCUUAUUUUUUGGCAGGGUGUUAGAGGGUUGUGUUGGAAAGGGUUAAUGGAUGAAAUUAAUAAGCUUAUUAAAAAAUGGCCUGUUCCUCAUUUGGUUAUCAUUCAUCUUGGGGGGAAUGAUUUAGGUAAGAUAAGGACCUGUGAGCUACUGUGGGUCAUGAAGAGGGACCUGGCCUUAUUACAUCAUAGUCUUCCUAGUACUAACUUAGUUUUUUCAGAGAUUGUCCCUCGCU
Bufo gargarizans (Asiatic toad) is the source of this 2184-nucleotide messenger RNA. RefSeq names its product proline-rich receptor-like protein kinase PERK2. The record is from RefSeq and is a predicted model, not a curated record. Gene Ontology annotation, biological process: DNA integration; DNA recombination. The transcript has 2 exons. Lineage: Eukaryota; Metazoa; Chordata; Amphibia; Anura; Bufonidae. Gene Ontology annotation, molecular function: DNA binding. Bases 173 to 1822 code for a protein of 549 amino acids.